AUGGCGAUGUGGUGGCAGCUUGCGCUGCCCAUCUUUGUGUUUAUCCAGGGCAAGAUUGCAGAUGAGCAACGGCCCCUGAAAGACCCACGAGAAAUUUUGACAGUCACCACCGAGAAGCAUCCCUCUACGGCCAUGCAGGGCAAGAUGGGACGGCACCUGGAGCUUGCACCAGGGGUAGUGCAGGAAGAGGUGCGAGAAGACAUAGUGAGUUUGAUGAUGGCACCAUGGGAUGGAGCCCAGCCGGGGCUAAUGGAGGAAGAGACCUCGGAGGCACUCCUGGACGAGGCGGUAGCGGAGAUCCGCAGGCUAAGAGACCGAGACCCUCGCAGCAGCAGAAACCUGGUGCAUCUGCUGACAAACUAUGUGUUGAGAGGGGUUCGCUCAAGACUGCCGAGCAUGCGGCAGUUCGAGAGAGAACUUCGAGGAGUUCUGGAAGCAUGGUGGGUGCAACUACGCCACCUGCAAAACAACCAUGCAGAUUGCCAUGCCAAUUGGGUGUGGACCUACUGGGGACGCGUUCGGAGCCGCUGCAGGGCGGCCUCAAGGCGGGCGGUUCAACGACAACGAGUUCUACGGGACAGAGCACACCCUGAAGCAUGUGAGCGUGAACAGGACCAGAUGGAUGUUGAUGAGGCCCUUCAACAACCCCCCCAAGGCGAGCAAGACGUGGCACUGGAGGAUGGGGCUAUGGGCCAGGAUGCCCUCCAGCCCUUGCAAAAUGGGUAUGAGGAAGACAAGCCCCCUGUGGAGUUGGAUGUGGACGCAGCUCUACACCUGGACCAGGGACGCGUGGAGGCCGAAAGUCCUAAGAUGGAAGAGUCGCCUCAGCAGGAAGCAGCGCCACGGGGAUCACCAGAGGCUGAGGUGGUUGAGUUGAUGCAGCGAUACAGCAAUGCGCCUUGGAAGGCGAGACCUAGGGACAAAUGGCUUGGACAUGGAGAUGGAGAUGGAGAGCACCGCCGUAGGUGGAAGUGGAAGGACCAGCCGCCACGUAGCAAGGAGGGAUCACCUCCCCGCAAGUCCAAGGGCAAGGGCAAGGGCAAGAAGGGACAAGGACCGUUUUGGACUACGAAGACAACCAGAAGAUUGGCUCCGUUGCAGAGAAGGCCUCCUCGGACCGACGCAGGGAGCUCCCGUGCUCGGACCAGUGACACGUGCCGAGAUGAGGAUAUGGAAGUGGUGGAAGUAGAAGACGAGUCGGGAGCAGCCUCGUCGAGUAGACCAGCAAGGGAGGAAGAGCCAGGCAGGGAAUUGCUCACUAUGGCCGAUGCAAGAAGUUUGUGGAGGAGCUUCCAAGACCUUGAUGAGGAAGAUGAUCCAAUGGGGUAUCCCCAGUGGACUCUUGACAGGGUUAGGGAUACGAUAGUGGACUGGGAGACGAUGGAGAUCUCCACGCUCAUGCUUGCGCACACGCAGAUGCAAGCGUUGCAGGCGGCCCAGGUGUCCCAGAUCUUGCAGGAGCAACUUGACAGGCUCGCAGGAGGGGAAGAAGAACAGGAGGAAGAGCCUGAGAAUGCAUGCAUGAUGCAGACAACGGCAGGUAUCUGGACACAGGGAGGGGCAAUUUCCUCCUUUACCCUGAUGGUAGACCAAAUGUCCAAAGAGCUGCAGAAUAUGGCCAUGGCGCGCCAGAAGAGCUCUGCAGAGCUCCUUCGCGGCAUGUUGUCACAGAGGUACGGCACGGGGAUUGGUCGCUCAGCCAUGGGUGAUAAGGCCAAGACCAUCGAGGCUUUGGUGGGAGCCUAUGGCAUUGACGAUACGGACGCUGACACCGACUACAUGGAAACCUCUGAGGACAAGCUGUGGGCCGGCAACUGGUGGCAAAGGUUUGUGACGCAUCUUGUCAAGGACGAUGCUGAGCUCAGAAACGCCAAGAAGGACGCUGCCAUCCUGGUUCAGGACAGUUGUGAAGGUGCGGGGUCGGCAUCCUCGACCCAGCUGGAUAGACCAGCCUCUGUCAUGGAGACAGCCAGUCCAGAUCGCCUUCUACAAGCAGAAAGGGAAGAGUAUGAGGCAGCGCAAAGGGCAGAACAAGCAGAGAUUGACAAAGCCAUAGCCAAGCACGAGCAAGACGUGGAGAAUGAAAGAAGGGCGGACGAGGAGAGGUAUGAGACUCUGCAGGCCAUGCGCGUGAGAGAAUGGGAAGAUUGGACUAUGGCCCAAAAUCUCGGCCAAGCCAGUGGCGGACGCCGGGUCAAGCUGAAGAUUCAAAUCAGCAUGCAGGGGCACCUUGUGGAACCGUCUGUGGAAGUGGACAUGCGAGAGGGGAGAAGUGUGCGGGUGCCAAAGCCGACUCUGGACAACGACCCUCUGGCUGCCUUCUUCGAGUCGGAGCGCGGAGAUAGGUUGUGGCAGCAGUGGUGCGUGGGCGUCAGCAACCAGCAAGUUAAGGAGCAAUAUGGCGAGGAUGUGCUGGAGGCGGUGAUCGCGUCGGAGCUGAUGUUGCAGCAGCAAGCCCAAGCCCGGCAAGAAGCUCUGAGUGCUACGGCUAGUGUGGAAGGUGACCGUGGAGGGCAAGCAGGGUCAGAGUGA
Messenger RNA from Symbiodinium pilosum, 2532 nucleotides. The record is from the annotation of a GenBank genome assembly. Lineage: Eukaryota; Dinophyceae; Suessiales; Symbiodiniaceae.